GAGAUUGCCUCGUCAGUGUCGCACAGCCUGUGUAGCCCCGCCGCUACUCCGCGCCGUGGCGCUACUCCCGUCCCACCGCUACCCCGCCCCUCCGCGGCGCUACCCCGGGCGGCUGACUCCGGCUCCCCAGCCUGACCAUGGAGUGCGUCAUCUGCGCCGAGAACUUCGACGCCACCGACCGGAUGCCCAAGGUCCUCGUGCCGUGCGGGCAUACUGCCUGCCUGCGGUGUCUAGGGCUGCUGCCCGACAGCAGGUGCCCGACGUGCCGCCUGGACUUCAACGGCCCGCCGACGGAACUCCCCACCAACUUUACAGUUCUGCAGUUGCUGGAGGGAGUCAGGCUGGAGAGCACUCCCAGGCACGCCGAGGACCCCGCCAAGAAGAUCCUGCGGCUCCUGCUGGCCGUGGCCCUCACUGAG
This is a messenger RNA of Frankliniella occidentalis (western flower thrips), 419 nucleotides long. RefSeq names its product E3 ubiquitin-protein ligase SH3RF1-like. The record is from RefSeq and is a predicted model, not a curated record. Lineage: Eukaryota; Metazoa; Arthropoda; Insecta; Thysanoptera; Thripidae. Gene Ontology annotation, biological process: protein ubiquitination. Gene Ontology annotation, molecular function: ubiquitin protein ligase activity. The transcript is spliced from 3 exons. The annotation marks the transcript as partial.